Molecule: messenger RNA, 2309 nt
Organism: Colletotrichum scovillei
Lineage: Eukaryota; Fungi; Ascomycota; Sordariomycetes; Glomerellales; Glomerellaceae
Product: protein phosphatase 2C
Exons: 3
Coding region: 194-1987 (597 amino acids)
Biological process (GO): protein dephosphorylation
Molecular function (GO): protein serine/threonine phosphatase activity
Source: RefSeq, a predicted model, not a curated record
CUCAACUGCACCUACGUACAGCUUCCCCAGACUCGACUACGCCCGCCUGCGGCCUGAGGCACGACACGACGUCUUGGCAGCCCGCCGGUAGCUCACUUCCUCAAACCCUCCCACGACGCUCUCUCUACACUCCUUAUUGGACUCGGAUCGCCUUCCAGUCCAACCGCCUUUCAUUCUCAUCUCGCUGCCCCAAAUGCAUCGCGCAGCAGUGAGGGCCUUACGGACAACUUACCGAUGUACGGCUCGUAGUUUCGCACGCAACAGCCGACGAGGUCUCUUGGACCAUAACCUCUCCUCGUCCUACGCUACCCGCCACGGCCUGCGAUCCUCCUCCUCGUACCAACACCACCCCGAGCAUGCCGUCCAGCCGCUAAAGUCCUCCAUGUACAUCCGCCGCUUCUCCGUCGCCCUUGUGUCCACCCUCGUCGGCUACGGCGCCUGGUACUCCUACAACGGAACCGGUCUCGAUAAGGCAUCGAGCUUGACGAGGAGCUUCACCACCGCAUCCAAUGCCGGCGGCGAUGCUGCCCCGACCCGUUCUGUUCUCGUCGUAGGCGCUGAUCAGCUGCAUACCGGUACAUUUGUUGGAGAGGGGCCUAUAUCUAAGACGACUAGCGACGACGGCCGUAAGGUUAUCGAGAUGCUGACCCCGGAACAAGCUACCGAGAAGCUGCGCAAGACGGAGCAGUCCUUCCUUGUCAACAGAGGACAGGGCGUACUGCGUUACGACCUUGUCCAGCUUCCUAGCAACGACCCUAUUGAAGACGACCAUGCCGAGAAGAUAGUUGAGGUGCCGAACCAGGCCGCGGGUGCUGCCGGCAAGAGCAACGACUGGAUGUUCUGGGGCGUAUUUGACGGCCAUGCUGGCUGGACAACCUCGGCAAAGCUGCGCCAGACUUUGAUUGCCUCCGUUGCCAACGAGCUCAACCAGACCUACCAGUCAUCCGCUGACCUGUCCCCUGCGGCUGAUGCUAUCGAUACCGCCAUCAAGCUUGGUUUCACUCGUCUGGAUGACGAGAUUGUCAACCAGAGCGUCGAGAGAGUCCUCAAAGCCGGCUCGAAGACUAUGGCUGCAGAGCUGCUGGCACCCGCCCUGUCUGGUUCCUGCGCCCUGUUGUCUUUCUACGACAGCAGAUCCAAGCUUUUGCGAGUUGCCUGCACAGGCGACUCACGAGCAGUUCUCGGUCGUCGAUCUGCGUCUGGCAAGUGGACAGCUACCGCUCUCUCGGUCGACCAAACAGGAGGCAACCCCGAUGAGGCAGCUCGCUUGCGCAAGCUCCACCCUGGCGAGGACCGAGUCGUUCAUAACGGCCGAGUCCUUGGCGGUUUGGAACCGACCCGCGCAUUCGGCGAUGCUAGCUACAAGUGGAGCCGCGAGAUCACCAACAGACUUCGUGAAUCCUUCUUUGCCCGAUCCGCUUCCCCUCUCCUCAAGACGCCCCCGUACGUCACUGCCGAGCCUGUCGUCACAACCACAAAGAUUGAGCCUGAGAAUGGCGACUUUGUCGUUAUGGCUACCGACGGCUUGUGGGAGAUGCUUACCAACGAGGAGGUCGUUGGUCUUGUCGGCAAGUGGAUCGAGACUCAGGCCAGCGGUUCUGGCUCGCAGUUCGAUUCUACCUGGUCCAAGCUCUUCGGAUCCAAGAAGUCUAGUCUCCCCGUCGAGCAAGCGAGCGACAAGAGCGUCGAUGGCCAGAAGACGCCUAUCCGCCUACAGCAGUGGGGAAUUUCUCCCGACGCCCCCGAACGGUUCGUCGUCAAGGACAAGAACGUGGCCACGCACUUGGUCCGUAACGCCCUUGGUGGCAAGAAUGAAGAGCAGGUCUCCGCUCUGCUGACUCUGCCCUCCCCCUUCUCGAGACGCUACAGGGACGACUUGACGGUGCAAGUCAUUUUCUUCGGAAACGGUGAGAAGACGGGCUCGGUCAACCUCAACGAGGAGGCAACGGCCCCAUCGAAGCAGCAAGCCGUCAAGGCGAAGCUUUAGAGUGCGUCUUUGUUGAACGUGUCUCCGCAACGACCAUAUUACGGGACAUCAACAUGAGCGCACGUGUUUGUAUCUUGUCUGUAUGAAUUAGCUUUUCCAAAACCUCGCUGGCAGCGUAAGAGAAGAAGAAGAAUCGUGGAGGUUGGGUGGGUACGACGAGACAUUGCCGCCCAUUCGGCGCAAGAAGAGGUGCUGUUCCUGGGAAGCGAAAGACAGUUCACACGAUGUCGUCCCGAUCGAGGCAUCUAUCUGUUCAGAGAAAUCAAUGUUUGUUUAGCGAUAGAGUCAAGUCUAGUGUUUUCCAAUGAGAUUUGCUUGGCCA